Molecule: messenger RNA, 5709 nt
Organism: Zeugodacus cucurbitae (melon fly)
Lineage: Eukaryota; Metazoa; Arthropoda; Insecta; Diptera; Tephritidae
Gene: Slmap
Product: sarcolemmal membrane-associated protein
Exons: 5
Coding region: 457-4290 (1277 amino acids)
Molecular function (GO): protein binding
Source: RefSeq, a predicted model, not a curated record
AUUUUCAAUCAAUUUCUUCUCUUCUGCACGAAACGACUGAAAAAAUUCCUGUGAAUAUAAUAAGAAUUAAAAAUACGAAUAAAUAGAAUAAUUUUACGUUUUAAAUGCGAUACAUUCAAUUAACGUUAUCCAGUUACAAAAUUUCAUUUGUUUCUAAUUAAUUGCGAACAGAGUUUUGCAAACGAUUUGUGAGAGCAUAAAAACGCUACUCGUCAAUCAGUCACUGAACGACAGUGUAGUGAUUACUCGGUCAAAUUGUCUUGUGGAGCCAUUAACAUUAUAGUCAUAGUACCACUGUGUCAUUGUAUACGACUCGGAACGAAAGAAACGGUUGGAGUACACAACAACGAAAUACAUAACAAAAAUAUACAUAUAGUGACUCUGUAAUUGAAAUGCAAGUUGCUGCAUAAAAGCGGGUCUCUGUAGCAGUUGCAGUUUUGCUGGUAUGGAACUGGUAUGGUUUUAGCCAGCAACGAAUGGCUCAACAAUAGCGAAGAUGAACAAAAGUCUACAUCGGGAAGCAUACAAACACAAACAACAACAACCAACAACACAAACGCAACAAAUCGCGUCAACGCCGGCUCAACGCAAGUUCUGGCAAGUGCAUCAGAGAUCACCAGCAUUAAUAAUACUGCAAUUCCAGCAGUCCCAAUUACAACACCAGUAACAACAACGGGCACUGCCAACGCAAAUAACGAAAUUAUGUCUGAAAAUACAAAUAAUGAAAUACAUGAACCACAACAAGAGCAGUUAGCGCAACAUCUAAAGUGUAAUAUCGACGAUAUACAGCCUGCAGCAAUUAACGAUGUUACUGAUGUGGUGUCGAGUACACAAGAAGUUGUCAAUAAUAAUAGUGAAGUGUUAAACUGUGAUACUUCAAAUUCGAAUGCGAAUACAGCGAAUGCCAAUAGUAAUAUUAAUGUCAGCAGCAUUAGUGAUAAUGGCGGCGAGAAUGGCAUGACAAAUGUGCAUACAAAUGCCAAUGCUGCUGGUUCAGUUGAAAUUUCAAAUAGCAAUUCAAGCACCAAUAAUGCGAAUUUGUACUCGAAUUCAAGUUCCAAUGCGAGCACACUGCAAUCACCCAUUGUACGUCAAUCAAAAGCGGUUACUAUAACCACCGGCACUGCGCUGACAGGCGGUAAUCUGCCACUCAGCAGUCCAAUUACACCGCAAGCAUUAAGCAGCGCACUGCAAUCAGUUAUGAAUGCCAGCAAUAAUGUCAAUUCGGCAAAUACAGCGGUGGGUAAUCUACAAAAUACUUUUCUAAAUACAUUAGGUAUGGAUAUUGGACAGGCUGCGAAAGAGCUGGGCACUGCUUUUGCAAGCGGUUUGGUGGAGGCACAAACGAAUAUAGUAAAUAAUAUUGGCAAUGCCGUACAGAAUGUCGGUAGCAGCAGUAAUGUUAGUAUGAAUUUGGAAACGGCGGACAACAAUGGUCAGGCGAAAAUCGUGCUACUCUGCGAGGCCAACUCACAUCCGUUCCAGACACGCACCAUACACCUAACGCCAAACAUCGAAUGCAAAGUGGGACGUCUGAUAGCGAAAAGUAAAGCAGCCGAAUCGAAUGCCAUAUUCGAUUGCAAGGUAUUAUCACGUAAUCAUGCUGUGCUAUGGUACACUGAUGACGGCAAAUUUUGGGUAAAAGAUACAAAAUCAUCAAAUGGUACCUUCAUCAAUGAAAAUAAACUUGGCACUGAAGCUGCCGAGUUGCAUUUCGGUGAUAUUGUCAAAUUUGGCGUUGAUGUGCUAGAGAAUUCGCGCAAAGAAGUGCAUGGCUGCAUUAUUGCUUUUGUAAAGCUGUACUUGCCCGAUGGCCGUGAGGCGAUAUCAAUCGAUACGACGGCACAACGUUCACAGUACUCUGGCGAAGGUCGCAUUAGCUACGAGGAAAUGCAUCGCUUGAAUUUGUACAUGCAAGAAGUGUCGCAGCGCGAGAAGACGCUCAAAUCGAAACUGUUUAAUAUACAAAAUGUUUUGGAUGCGACGCGUAAGAAUUCAGCGCUAUGCUGGCAAUCGCUCAUUGCCGAAGAUCAACUGUUGCAUCGCAUUAAUUCGCUCGAAAAGAAAUUGCAAAUUAUGGAGAAAAAUGUGCCAGAGAGCGUGUUGCGAAAUGAGGUACUAAAAUUGCUCGAAGAUAAAAACUCAUAUCAACUUACAGCCAAAGAAGCCUUACGCAAAGUCUACCAAGAACGUUGUGAUGCACUGCAAAUGCUCUCGAAAAUGGAAUUAGCCUAUGCCAACUCGGAUGGUGAAUGUAAAAUUUUACGCGAUCAAAUAAUGAAUACGAAGCAAUCACUGCAGGAUGUUAAUACGCGUUUGCAACGACUCGAAACCGAUUACAAUGAAUAUAAAGAGGAAGCAGAACGCAAGCAACAAGAGAUAAAAGAGCAGGAAGAGCAACGUCUUGCAGAAAUGUCCGAGAAAUUGCAACAACGUGAACUGGAAUGUGACGAUUUGCGGCGACGUGUUUCCGAAUUCAUGCUACAGCGCGCUGAACAAGUAGAUGAGGAGGAAAAACAGGCCAUUGAGAAGCUAGACGCUGUUAUAGGCGAUAUGGAUUUGGGUGACGAUGAUGAUGACGACGAUGACGAAAUAGAAGAAAACGAUGGUGAUGAAGCGAAACUUGAUGAGGGCGAUGGUGAACACAAGGAAGAUGGGAAUGAGAAGGAAUGUGCUAACAAAGCAUUGCGUUUGCCGCGUGCGACAAAAAGCCUUGAAAUAUUGAAUGGUGUGGGCACAAAAAUUUUGAAUAGCAAUGAGGAAAAGGAGGCCUUAAACAGUACCUCCAGAUCUGAUGUUGCACAGAAGAAGGAUAAACAAAAAAGUAAUGCCAAGGAGUCCACAAUACUCAAGUGGCUGCAAAAUUCCGAUUUGAAUCAAAAAGAAGGUUCCAUUGAUAUCUUCAAGGCCAUUUGUAAUGAGUCGGAUUCGAGUGACGAACAAGAACUUCCAUUAAUUGAGAACGAUGUCGGCGUCGUCGACAGCGAGAGUGGUAUUGGUACCAAUGCGACCUCAAUGGAGGAUAUAAAAUUAAAAUACAAGAAAUCGAAAAAUAAAUUACAAAACGUGCAGAGCAUACUAUGUCAAUUGGUAGAAGCGGAAAUGUCGAAAGAGUGCUACAAAUCAACUGGUGCUAAUACAACAGAGCACAAUGCUGCAGUUGUAGAAAAUGAGGCUUUAAAAGAAACACGCAAAGAGGGCGGAGGCACACCGUUGGAUCAUGAACAGAAGCUACUAUUACUCAAACGUAGCGUAGCCAUAUUGAGUGAAGCGUAUAAUGAGAUAUCUGACAAUCUGAAUGAACAUGUAUUACAACAAGCACUGACCGAGGAUGUAAAAGAGUUGUCACCACCACCUGCGAUAACCGUACAAACACAAUUCCAAAAUUAUGCAUCGUCAUUCAACACUGCGGCCAAUAAGCUGCUGCCACAAGAUACCUUAAAGCCGCUUAUAGAAGCUGCUGAGGAUGAUGAUGAUGAUGAUGUUGCAAAGGAAAAUGAUUUAGUUGAAAAGAAACUAGAAUCAGCGCAAACAGCUAAUGAUGAACAGCAAAGUGAGGAAUGCGUCACAGUGACUACACCGUCCACAAUCGUCUCUAACGAUAUGACAAACGAUGAAAUGUCUUUAAGGGAUGAAGUGUGCGCUUUGCAAGAACAAUUAAAAGUGUUGAAUCUUAAGCGUGAGCAAGAAGAGAGUGACGCACAAAAUUCGUUUGAGAUAAUGCAAAUAGAAUGUGACACAUACAAGGAAAAAGUAGCUGAAUUAUCAAAAGUUCUGCAAAAAGUUUGCGAAGAGAAACAGGAACUCGAGCAACUGCUUGAUAAGCGUACGGUCAUCGUGGAAAACGAACAACAACAACAAGCCGAACAAAACUACGCCCCCGAGCAAAGCGACACCGAAAUGAAAGUUCCACUUAGCGUAGCAGCAUUAUCCGCCGAAGUUAGUGUCAAAGAAGUGGAUAGUACAACGGCUGUACGCAGCGGCGAUGAAUUGCAAAGUGCAGAUAAAAAGCAAUAUGCCGACAGUACAUUGGAGUGCGAUUUCGAAGCGCAGCUACGUGAUGAUACGGCAGCCUUAAAUAGCAAUGCUUUGCAGCGCGAAGAGGAGCUGAUCGUGUACAAAGAGCGGCUGGAGAGGACACAAGACGAUAAUCUGCAGUUGCGCAACGAGAUAGCGGCGCUGCUACUGAAAUCCGGUACACAAGCGCAAACGCAUAUGGUGAAACAAUUGCUAGCUUACGGCACCGUAGUGGUGGCAAUUAUUGUUUACUUUAUCACAAUGUAUUUCUAAGUGCGGCCACAUUUGCUGCGCCUUCUACACACGGUAUCUGUCCAAAGGGUAAGCGAUAUGAUACGUGGAGCGGAGAGACAAAUGCAACAAAUACAACAAAAUGAAUAAGUACGAAAGCUAAAUUAAGGCAUCAGAACAAUACGAACAAAUACAAAGUGGCAAAUGUUAGAAAGCAAAAUUUUUGGAAAAAGUUGCGUUUAAUACUGCUGUACAAUGUACAUACUACUACUGGCUCGGCUACAUACAUGUUAAAUGAGUUAAACAGUCAGCUUUUGCUGCUGGUGGCAUAAGCUAUACACAUCUUACAAUAUGUGGAGUCAGCAAUUAACAAAAUAUUAGUUCAAAAACUACAAAAAAAUGAAAAACAUUUUUCUACAACUGAAACAAAGCAACAUUUUGAACUAAUACAAGGCAACUGGCUAAAUUUCUAGCAUAUUUGCUUGCUCAGUAUACGUUCGUUACACACACUCAUACAACACAUUUAAAAAUCCAUAAAAUAAUGUGAAAUAAUUAGAACCAUUACGAAUUCUUGUAGAUAUUAGCAAACUUUUAGUUUGUAAACAAAUCUAAAUUGCCACAAAAAAAACGUAUUACUAAGGUAAACGAAUUAAGCUAAUUAAACGCAUAUAAAAACAAACACCAAUACAUUUAAAAAUAUAAAAUUAAAGCAAAAUAAAAUAAUAUUAAAUAUGUAAUGUGUACAAUGUAUAAUAGCUUUAAUGAUGACACACAGAAAAGCAAACAUGCAAGCAUAACCACAACGCCGAAAAAUGUUAUGCUUAUUUACAACCAUAUACAUACUCAUCUAUAUACACGCUGUAUGUAUGUAUAUGAGUGUGCAAAAGUAAUAUGUACUGUGGUAGCAAAAAAAAAUAUUUAUGAUAAAAAUGUACUGUAUAAAUUUGUGUGUGCAUGUGUGCAUUUAAAUUAAGUGUGGCGUUUAUUUCCAGCAACAUAUUUGAAAUACAACUAAAAACGAUAAUUCGAUAAUUCUAAGCCCCACUCAUCUCUGCUGCUUGCUUGGCUGUUACCUAAUUGCGGCUGCAUACACAAUGCGUUGCAAUUAAGCGAAUAUUGCAUUUGUUUAAACUUAAUUUAAAUUAUCGCAUACGUAGACUCACAAAAAAAACAUAUAAGCCUAUAUGUGAAUAUAUACAUAUAAAUAGUAAACACGCGUACAUUUUAUAUAGGAACACGCAUUCGUAAAUUCGCUAUUUUGAAAACGUAACACAAUCACAAAAAUAUAUAUGCUUAUUCUAUUAUACUCUUACGGCGCUUAUUUAACAUUUACAAUAACUUACAUUCAUAUUUACAUACUCGUAUAUACACAUACACACAAAUAAAAUGUAUAUUAUAAUUUGCGUUACCAGCCAAAAAAAAAAUAAUAAUAACAAAAACAACAGAAUGUUGUACGAAAAA